Messenger RNA from Vitrella brassicaformis, 1441 nucleotides. Lineage: Eukaryota; Vitrellaceae. The record is from the annotation of a GenBank genome assembly.
CACCGAUCCAUACACACAUACAUACAUACAGGCAUACAGGCAGGCCGGACGGCACACUCACGGCACACCGCCGUCCACCCAUCCAUCCAUCCAUCCAUCUGUGUUGGGGGUGGAUGGAUGGAUGGAUGGAUGGUGGAUGACAGCCAAGCGGCAUGCGUGCAUCCACGUCCACACACACGCCACACACACGUGGUUCCCUCACACUCUUGCACAUGCAGGCAGGCAGGCAGGCAGGCAGGCAGACAGGCAGACAAACAAAUAAACAUGGACAGACGGGCUGCCAUCCGGGCCGAGAGAGAGAGAGGAGGGAGAAAUUGAAGACAGACAGGCGGCAGACCAUAUCAUAUGAAACGCAAACGAGAGGGCGGCAUUCAAAUCCCAUUAAAUACAUCCUGUCCCCUCACGAGCUUAAAGCCCACCCACCCACCCCAUUCCCCCUGUACCUAUCCACCUACUCGUAUCCUCUCUCCCCCUCUCGCCCUCUCCCCCUCUCCCCUCUUGUCUGUCUACACCUGAGACGCCACUGCGUAGGGGUUGGAGAGACGUCGGUGCUCCUCCUGCUGCUCCUGCUCCUGCCGCUUCUUGAGGCUCAUUGCGAUCAGCAUGCAGAAGACCAAGCAGAAGGAGAUGACUAUCCCGAUCCACCCCAAGAUGAGCACCGCCAAUGACAGGUUCACCAGGUGCUCUGAACGGACAAGAACGUGCAGAUGGCCGUGAGUAGGUUGGUGUUGUUGGGUGCAUGGCGUGUUGACUUACUCACCGUGGCACUCCCCCGUCUGUGAGUACCAGGCUGUGCCGAGGCAGAGCCACACCAACGAGAACCUGAAUUCCACACAAUGCAGAUUUCACAACCAGGAGAGAUGAGAUGCCCUCAUAUGCCAUGCCGCUUACAGCCCAGCGAUGCCACUGAUGGUGGUCAGGGCUGCAAAACGGAGAAAGAAACGGCGAUUUCCUCGAGGCGAUUUCCUUGGUCCUUUGUUCCCCUCACCUGCUUUGCAUUUCACGUCAUCGGUCCCAACGCAGAAGGUGGCGCCCGUGACGAUGGAAAACACGAUGUUCAGGGCCAGGAACCCCCAGAUGAAGAUGUCCAGGUUCGUAUCGCCUGCAGCCACACACACCCAACCCAGCCAUCCACCAGAUCUCCCCCCUCCCUCCCUGGCCUCGCCCUGGCCGGUUGCUCGCCGUCCUCGAAAUCGUCCCUUGUGGCUUACAUGCCGCCUCCCGCGUGAUGCCGAGUAUGAUGGAGCAGACGACCACCCACACCAGGGCGCUGAAGAGGUUGCAGCAGGUCUGACAAACGUUGGCCUCCUGCACCUGCACCUCGCUCCCCCGACGAACAGUGCUGUAGUACUCGGGCCUUCCCCCGCCGCCAAGUGGCACGUUGUACCCCACGGUGUAUUGGACGGGCUGAACGCUCAUUUUCCUCCUGCUUCUUUAGCAG